Molecule: messenger RNA, 802 nt
Organism: Penaeus vannamei (Pacific white shrimp)
Lineage: Eukaryota; Metazoa; Arthropoda; Malacostraca; Decapoda; Penaeidae
Source: RefSeq, a predicted model, not a curated record
CCAAGCUGCCCCGCGCCGUUGCCAGGGCCUGGACGUCGGUAUCUGUUCCAUCCUGCACCACAAUGUCACCUCUUAUCCUAACCUCCUGGGCCACGUGGAUAGUUCGGCGGUGGAGAAGGAUAUUAUCGCUCUAAGAGAGGUGAUCGACGCCGAGUGCACCCGCUCGCCCACACGAGUUCCUGUGCGAGCUCCUCCAGCCGGACUGCCGCCGCGCCCAGGUCAUGUCCCCGAGCGGCGUGUUCGAGGACGAGCUCCUGAAGCCCUGCCGCGACUUCUGCGAGGAGGUCCUGAGCACCUGCGGCCGCCGCCUGCCGCCCCACCUGCGGCUGGCCAUCGACUGCGCCAGCUUCCCGUCGCUGGUCAACGGGGACGAGUGCACCGCCAAGCCAGGCUGCGCUCGGGAACUGCGCGUGAAGGGCUGGCCGGAGCGCGUGUGUGACGGGGUCGUCGACUGCGCCGAUAUCUCCGACGAAGACAAGUGCUCGGGAUGCUCCUCGGAAGCUUCAGGUGCGGCUCCAGUGCCACGUGCGUGCCCAGGAGCGCCGCUGCGACGGCCUCGAGGACUGUGCCAACGGCGCCGACGAGGAGGAUGCUUAUCUCUCACGCCCACGCCCACCGACCCCGACGCCCUCAAGAACCAACAGUGGAUAAAGUACAACCGCGAGGGCCUCCUGCGCUAUACUGAAGGAGGUAUGCCGUCCAGGGUAUGCGUUGACAACAUAAACAAAACCCUGACGACGCAGGAAGCACAUCAGCUGAUCCACAACAUGGCGGAGGUCACGUGCGAUUUGCUCUCCUACGG